CAACAGAAAAGUGCAAACACAAACAAGAAGACGGCUACUGAUAUGAACACUUUUCUCCGCUACAUGGAAGCUAAUAGUAUGAAAAAUGGGAAAAUUGAAAGCUUACCUGCGCCCGAGCUUGACCACCUUUUGUCGAAAUUUUGUUUGAACGCACGCAAGAAAAAUGGAGAAGAGUACGAGCCAGCAAAAGUUUCCAGUUUUCAGCGCAGUAUACAGCGAUACUUAAGUGAGAAGAAAUAUCCAUUUAACAUACUCAAGGACAAUGAGUUCGAAAAAUCCAGAAAAGUCCUUGCAGCGAAGCGAAAGUCACUUGUUCACGACCACGGCAAAGGAAACAAACCGCAAGCUGCUCAGGCUAUCGACGAAGACGAAGAGGAUGCCCUUUUUUGAAGCAAGAGAAUUCGGCGACUCCAAUCCAGUUGCGCUUCAAAGAACUGUGUGGUGGUUUUUAUCAUUACACUUCAGUUUCCGAGCAAGAGACGAAAGUCUUAAGUUACGCUGGGGUGACGUUCAGCUUCAACAGCAGUAUGAUGGCCAAGAAGUCUUGGUUUGGUUGGUCGAGCGAGGCACAAAGACCCGACAUGGUCAGGAGAGAGGACACCAAAGAGCCUUCCAGCCAAAGAUUUAUGCCACCAAUACAGCGAGUUGUCUUGUCAGUUUUUACAAAAAAUUCCGCAGUCACCGGCCAGUGCAAAAUGAGCGCACCAGAAUCAUCAUUUUACUUGGCGGUCCGGCAUACAGUAUGUUGCCCAGUAUCCGGACACUUCAGUUUAAGAUUGCAAUAACUUUCCUUUGUUAAUCGCAAGAGCUCUGAAAUUUGGCCCAGAGAAAAUCUAUCUAGUUCUUAACACGACGAAAGACAGUUUAACUUUUUUGCCUUUUUUUCCAUCGCGAAAUUAAUGUUUUUGCAGAGCUCCUAUGUUGCCCAGUAUCCGGACACAACAAUAACAAAGUAAUUGUACAUAAAUUUCGACACGCAAGCGACUUUUAAGCUUCUCUUGCACUUGCAAAGUAGUCUGACAAUCGAUUCCAAAAAUAUAACCUACCAUCGUGAAAUAAAACAUAACAAAUGACUGGGGUAUGGUGGGGAACGCGAGCGGCUGUUUCAAAAAUGGUAUAAUUCUCACUCCCUUGUCUAGGAAUUUUUUCACUGGUUUAAGGAAGGCAUCCGUGGACAUGCCGAAGCCGCAGUUUGCAAGCUCAAUUAGCUAAUCUGCAAACGACUUUUUUUCUUCAUUUUUUAUUUUAAAAAAAGAGCUUGGGGAAGGGACAUCAAUCCGACGGUCAAAGGUCACUCUCCUAUUUAGUCUGACCUGCAGUGUUGAUUUCUUUAUGCUCAGACCUAACAAUAAGCCUGCUUUUCUAGCACUAAUUCCUCCUUCUUUCACAUCUCUCAAUCCCUUUGUGACAUUUUUCAGACCGUUGCAACCCCAUUCUAGCAGUCGCAACUGGGGAGAGCAUGAGAAUUCCAGGUUCAACUCAGACGCUUUCGGUUAUAUAUAGAAAAAGCUAGAAAAUGCAGUCACGCGAAACAAGCCGUGCACACGAAAUCAAGUCGCCUCUGAAUGAGUGAAGAAAAGUUCCAUAAGGAGUUGAGUAGAAUUACAUUUUACGACUAUAUCAUAUAUCCUAAGCUUUAAUUAUAGUUACUGAUAUGAAAUAAAUCUUAUCCGGAUAAUGUACACGGCUAAUUCAUCGAUUCUGUACGGCAAAUGAAAAACUGUCCGGAUACUGGGCACCUGACAUCAAAACUUAGUGAAUGUUUCUGGCCUCCGUUAUUCCAAACAAAUCAAAUUUGAAGAAGAAUUAAUAAACUUUCUCGAAAUCUGACUUCCUUAAGUAUCUUCACUUUAAAAAUAAAACGGUCUCUUUGAAAAUAUUACACAUUAGCCUCCCUUUUCUGUGCAGCACUAAUUUUACUGCGCGGUAAACAGCGUAAAUAUUAGCCAUGAAAAGUUUACUCACCUGAACGGAACGGCGUCUUCUGCGACUGUUUCACAAGCUUUCAAAUCGCCAAAACUUUCAUUCGAAAUACUUCGUUUACCGAGAACUGAAAAGGGCGCCUCAAAAAUUGAGUUUUUGUUUCAAGUGUCCGGAUACUGGUAUCGUCCGGAUACUGGGUAACAUACUGUAAUCGACGAUCAAAUGAAGAAGUUUGGUAUAUGAAGGCACCCCUCGAAAAAAUGAAAUGGGAAAGUUUCUGUCCACUGCAGCGAAGAAUGCUGGCCUUCACAAAGAGGGAAAAAAAGUAACUAAUCAUUCUGUCAGGAAACCCUGUAUUUCGAGGCUCCUUGAUGCUGAUGUUCCAGAGAACUUUGUAGCCCAACUGAGUGGCCACAAAAGCUCGGAGAGUUUAUAG
This is a messenger RNA of Porites lobata, 2359 nucleotides long. NCBI's taxonomy places the organism in Eukaryota, Metazoa, Cnidaria, Anthozoa, Scleractinia, Poritidae. The record is from the annotation of a GenBank genome assembly.